CCCGCGCUGCUCCAAGCCGGGGCCCUGCGCAACCGGAGCCGCCUGGAGCUGGCCGACAACGGGCUGCUGCUGCUGCCCGCCGGCGUGUUCUCCUCCCUGCCCGGCCUGCGGCACUUGGACCUCAGCAACAACUCCCUGGUGGGCCUGCGAAACGUGUCCUUCCAGGGCCUGGGCCGGCUGCAGAGCCUCAACCUCAGCGACAACUCGCUCAGCGUCCUGAGGAACGGCACCCUGGCCCAGUUUCGCAGCCUGCCCGCCCUCCGGAGGAUCGGCCUCGGCCGCAACACCUGGGUCUGCGACUGCGCCAUCGAGGACUUGGUGAACUGGCUCAAGGAGAGCGACCAGGUGGAGGGCAAAGAAGCCCUGAAGUGCUCCUACCCCGAGAAGAUGCUGGGCAAAGCCUUGCUGAAGAUCAACAGUUCGGACCUGAACUGCUCCGUGCCCGUAGACCUCCCCUCCCAGCUACAGACUUCGUACGUCUUCUUAGGGAUAGUCUUGGCUCUCAUCGGGGCCAUUUUUCUCCUGGUUUUGUAUUUGAACCGCAAAGGAAUCAAAAAGUGGAUGCACAACAUCAGAGAUGCGUGCCGGGAUCACAUGGAGGGGUAUCACUACAGAUACGAGAUCAACGCAGACCCCAGGUUAACAAACCUCAGCUCCAAUUCAGACGUCUGACAAAAGGCCGUGGAAGCAGGGCAACGCGCAACAGCUAUGCAUGAAAAGUAGACUUAAGCUUUACCCUCAUGCUUGACUCCCUCUCCCCAGAGAAAUCACAGACGUGCUUGUAACAGGAGGGGAAUAUGCCUCCAUGUGGUGUAAAGUUCUUUACUGUUUUCUUUUAUGUUGAGACACUGUGCAGCUGCACGUGGUGUUGGGCUGUAUAUAAGAAAUAAGCUGCUACUUCUCUUCCUCUUUACCUGUUUUCAUUGGAACUUGCUGCCAGCACUUGCUGGAAAAGUUUUCGAGGUCUCAAAAGACGAAAGGAUUCAUUCUCUCUCUCUAUCUCUCUCUCUCUCUCUCUCUCCCUCUCUCUCUCUCUCUGAUGCUCCAAAGCCACCAGAGUUUAUAAAGAUAUACCGAAACAGAUACCGUUCAACAAAAGCUGCCUCAACUUUUUUGGGAAAAAACAUUAUGUUCAUCAGUACCAGUUUUGGUCUUGUAUAUCCUCAUAGCAAAGACAAUGAUUCUAUUUUGUGGACUAUCUUCAGAUAAAAAACAAAAAAAAAAUUAACAACUCCUCUGUUAGAAGGAAAUGAAAUAGUGAGCAUGCACAAACACAUUAUAGUUUUACAUGUUAGGAAGCUUACAACCUCAGUAAGUCUCUUAUUGUUUUCUAAAGUUAUUUUUGAUUGCAGUUUACGUGAAAAGAGAAUGUUUUUAACUCUGGACUGUUAAAUUCAAUAAACAGUCUUACAAGAA
Struthio camelus australis is the source of this 1416-nucleotide messenger RNA. The record is from RefSeq and is a predicted model, not a curated record. NCBI's taxonomy places the organism in Eukaryota, Metazoa, Chordata, Aves, Struthioniformes, Struthionidae.